AUGCUUCUAAGAUUAGUGUCUGAGGUCUCAAGAGUCACAAUGAGUCUGGCAUGUCUUGUGUGCCAUAGUGUGGAUAGUCCAUCACCAUCACACUCUUUCAGGAGUUACUCUGUUUCAAGUGCAGAAAAUGAAGGAAGAUGCCAUGCUGUUACAACCUGCUUAACCAGGAAAUUAUCUCUUCCACCCUCUGCAGUACACACUUUUCUUGCACCAACAUCAUCAUCCAAAGUGACUCCACAACCUAUUGAUUCAAAUAACAACUUGAUACCAGGUACGCCGCGGCUUGUUCGGAGCCGAGCCGUGACGAGGGACCGAGUAAGAAAUUGGAAUUUUGAUGAAAUUGUGACGGAGUCCUAG
Molecule: messenger RNA, 357 nt
Organism: Sphenostylis stenocarpa
Lineage: Eukaryota; Viridiplantae; Streptophyta; Magnoliopsida; Fabales; Fabaceae
Source: the annotation of a GenBank genome assembly